GCACUUCUCGCACACAACACAUGCAGGUGGCAACAUCGUUUCGCCAUAUUGCACAAAACGACUGCCAGAGGUCGUCUUCGGCGUUCUAAAAUAAAAGACUCGCUGUGAUUGGUCAUUGCCUACUGUACGUUUUGCGAGUUAAAAAGUGAGGAAAAAUCACUAGAGAAUAAAAAGUUCAUAAAAAUAUAUAAAUUGUUGUUGAAUAGUGCAAAUUUUUUAUAAAUCAAAUACAAGUGUUCGUGCUUUUUCGAUGGUGUAUAAAAUUUUGUGAAAAAGUUAUAGCUUAUAGACAUAAAGUGAAAAAUCGUUUUUCAUAAUGGCGGCCUCGUUUGGGCUUGAGUUUUCGACUGGCGAAGCCAUCAAUUGAAUAAGCGCUAAAGAUACAGUUUUGGGAGGAAGGUUUUUCAGCAUCGCGAUCUAUUUAUUUUUAUAAAAAGUUAUUUUAAAAAGGAUAUUGGCAACUAUUAUAAAAUAUAUUUUUAAAAAAAAUUUUAACUAAACGAAGUUGUUAAAAUAAUGAGUGGACGUGGUAGUCGAAAACGGGGUAGGCCACCGAAGACGCCAAAUGAGCGCGCUGGAACUAAAUUUAAUUAUCAGCUGUUGAAAAAGCCAAAAUAUUUGAGCAAGGCCAGUGAUUCUCAGUUAAGUACUCCAUCGGCUUCGCGUGCUUCUUCACCCCAGGAAAGUGAUGGCAGUCGCAGCUAUAACAGGAAAUCUACCAGCAAAAGCACCAGAGGCAGAUCUCGUAAAUCGACAAGUAGUACGGCUAAUGUAAGCCGGAGAGGAGGCUACGAAUCGGAAUAUCACUAUGGCUCUGAUUUUGGGGAUUCUAGCGAAAAGAGUGACAUUGAUGACGAAUUACUCUGUUCUGCCACAGAUGAAGAGAGCCUUGACGCAGCUAACGAAAGUGAAUCCGAAUUCUCUGUGUGUAGUUUUACUCAAAAUGGUGUAGGUCGUCCACCACGACCACCAAGUCCUGAACCAAUUUGGUUGCAGGAUCGCGAAUAUGAUCCGCUCGAAUUGCCUGAAUCUUCAGAAGAUUUGCUAAUGAAAAAUGAAUUUUUACUUAAGGCUCUUAGUAUAUAUGAAGUUUUACGAAGAUUUCGCCAUUUGGUGCGUUUGUCACCUUUCCGUUUUGAGGAUUUCUGUGCAGCUUUAGCAUGUGAUGAGCAAAGCGCUCUUAUCGCAGAAAUACACAUCAUGUUAUUAAAAGCAAUUUUACGCGAAGAAGAUGUACAGGGCACACACUUUGGGCCACUUGAUCAAAAAGACACUGUCAAUAUAAGUCUAUACCUUAUUGAUGGUAUAACAUGGCCCGAAGUACUACGUUGCUAUGUAGAAAGUGACGGAAUAUUCAGCCGAGAAGUAUAUAACAUAUUGAGUGCUGGUGAUUAUCCAUUAACAGGUGUCGCCGAUCGCAUAAUAGUUUUACAAUUUUUAACUAAUCAGUUUUUAACAACGAAUGCUGUACGUGACGUAAUGUUACAAGAGGGGCCAAUACAUUAUGAUGACCAUUGCCGCAUUUGCCAUAGAUUAGGUGAUUUAUUAUGUUGCGAAACAUGUCCUGCCGUUUAUCAUUUGGAGUGUGUGGAUCCUCCACUGAACGACGUACCAACUGAAGAUUGGCAGUGUAAUUUGUGUAAGUCACAUAAAGUAACUGGUGUAGUCGAUUGUGUGUUGCCACAAGAAAAACAAGGUGUACUUAUAAGGCAAGAUAUACUCGGCUUGGAUAGACACGGCCGCAAAUUUUGGUUUAUUGCGAGGAGAAUUUUCGUCGAGGGUCAACCCGAUUUGGAUAACGGCAAAAUUUGGUACUACAGUACAGAGUCGAAAUUGGAGCAUCUACUAAGCGUAAUCGACAAAGAUGAUUUGGAAACUGGAUUAUACAAUCAAUUGACAGAGCGUAAAGAUGAAAUUCUGCGUCAAAUGAAACUAACCGAGUCCAUUACAAAGGAGCACAACAAAUAUCAACGGCUUUCUUAUAUUGAUGAGGAAAAUAAGAAAACCUGGGCAUUAAUCCGUGGUAAUGAAGACGACGACGUACAAAUGAACGAGAGUACCACAGAGAAUAAAAUGAUGACACGAUUGAAAACAAGUCAAAAUGCCAAUGAACCUAAUCAUUUUAAAUUGGGUAUGGAACAUGGCUUUAAGAAUUAUGUAAAUCAAUACACAUCAAAUCCGAUUGCAUUGAAUAAACCACAGCGCAAUGAGGAACGUGACAAACGGCGCCAUUUAUCACAUAAAUUUUCACUGACCACAGCAUCAGAGUUUAAAUGGAUUGGUGUUACUAUGGGUAGUUUGGAUAGUAUUACACAAACAUUGCGACAGACUUUAUUAAAUUUCGAGGAAAAUGUACCUUUGUCAUUUAUGAUACCAAAUUGGAGACUCAUAAAAUGGAAGUGGCGUAGAACAGUAUCAGAUGCACGACGGCCUACAGAAUUCGUAAUAGUAUUAUUACUACUCCAAGCAUCGUUUAAAAGUGUUAUUUUUGCAAAUGUUUGGCAUGAGCAGCUUGGUCAUCUUACAUUAUGUCGUAUAACCUCGGCUGAACGUGAAGAACGCAAAAAACUGGAGAAACGUGAAAAACGUGAACGUGAUGACGAAGAAGAGCGCAACCGACUUGCGUUCAACUAUAUCAAAUACUCCUUAGGACUUAAGCAUCAAGUGUGGAAGCAAAAAGGAGAAGAGUAUCGCAUACACGGCCAAUGGGGUUGGAUGUGGUUGUCAACGAGUCGUCGUUGUGGCGGUGGUGUUGGAGUUAGCAAAGCUCGUCGCGCUCCGCAUCGUCAUGGUUUGGCUAUACCACCCGUUAAAGUAAAUGUGCACUUCACAAAAGGUGACGAUGUAGACGAAAUCGUUAGUGUAGAUCCGCGUACACAUAAAUUCAUUUUGCAGUGCAAUGCAGCAGUCAAGAAGGGUGCAGAUUAUUAUUAUUUACAAAAAUUCAAGGAUGUGCAAAUAAAAGAACUUCCUGAUGCUGGCACAGAGGGUGGUACCAUUGAUGUUUCGAAAUCACUUACAAUGCCCGGCCGACUUAUGUAUCGCAAAAUUGCUCGUAAGAGUAGGCUUGAUGACUUGUUAGCACGACGCGUGGAGCUAAAGCAAGCUGAGGAAGAACUGGCCGUAAAAAUUGAGAAAGACGGAGAGGAUACACAAUCAGCCACACAAUCUGAUGAUACUAAAGCAGAGGUUAAGAAAGUGGCCAAGAGAACAUUCCUAGAACGACGUUUGAUGGAUAUCCAAUAUGUACAGCAAAAAAAUUUGCCCAACAAAGAUGUUAAUCUGGAUUUAAUUAAUUCCUUAGCGAAGAAAAUUCAAACUGUGCGUUUACAAUUCAGCCAAUUGAAUAGAUUCGCUAAACAAUAUCGUUGUUACACCAAAGAGUGUAACACGAAUUCCAAUGCUGUCUCGCAAAUUACGCAAAACACUUGCUAUUCACCACUUUGCCUACAGAAAGCACGCGCUAAAAAGGAAUUAUUGUUGUUGCUGCGCAAAGCACACAUUGCUGGUAAUGGUUCCAAGGAAACAGUUGCCGCUAUUUUGGGUGCCGUAAAGAAGCCUUCAAUACUGGAACAAAAAUUAACCGAAGGUAAAAAGGAUGCCUCACUACUGCUAGAUGAGGCAGACGAUUGCCGUUGGUUAAUCGAUGAAAAUCCAUUGGAUUUAGUACAAGAUUGGGAGCAUGCACGCACUGUAGCGGUGCCAUAUGAUGAUAAGCUUUUGCGUGAUUGUUACAAAACUAAGGAAGAGCAAAGUUCCAGUACGAAUGUCGUAAAGGAGGAAAGUAUGACAACCGGUGGUUCAAGCGAUGGCGGUAUGGAAUUCAUUGAUAAUAUCGAUGUGUGCAGUAAUGUUGAGAUUGAGAGUUCGGAGACAACAAAUGAUGAUUCAUUAGCAGCUUUAGCAUCCAGUAGCGAUGGAUUGGGUAUGGAUUCUACACAAGCUAAAAAAUUGAAGAAGCAACAAAAGUUGCGUAGCAAUAAAUCGUACAGCGCUACCAAAGAUGCGCUCAAUCAAACAUAUGAGAAGCAAGCAACUACUUCAAGCGUUAAACAAAAUCGCCGAUUUCCCACACAAUCACGCAUAACGAAACGCGAAGAUGUUACGAAAUACGAAAAGGAAUACUAUCCGAACGGAAAGGAGCGCUUAUAUGCUGCCGAUUCGCCACGUGGACGCAUUUACUUGUGGCGCGAUCAAGCGAUGUUAAAGGAACGUAAAAACAUAAAAUCAGAAGACGAAAAAAAACCAACGCCGGAACCAUCUAAAAAUGCACCGAUCGGUUCACCAUAUCCUUUAAUAUCGCAAUUCUUAACACACAAACUUAAGAUGAGCAUACUAGUAUUGCCGCCAUACGAAUUAAAGAAAUUGGCGCGCAUGGGUGGCAAGACCAGCACAAACGGUUUCCAUCAUUUGGCGAAGAAUAAUUCUGUGUGGCCAUAUCCAUGUUCACGACCGCUUUUCAAAACUUGUUGGUCCUUCCGCACCAGCAAAGCGACAACUCUCUCUUCAGUUGCACUGCAAUUGCGCAUACUCUGGUGUUGUUUACGUUGGGACGACAUGAUUGCCAAGCCACCAUCGGCUGAUGGUAAACAUCAAGUAACAAGUGAAACCGAGAUUGUGACACAGGAGCUAUUAAAGUUCCGACACAUGGGACGCUAUGGCGAGCGGACGCAGUAUUUACGACGCAAAGUUGUUGUGCCACUCGAAAUGCCGAAGACUAUACGCGAGGUUACGUCAAUCCGUUCUGGUCUGCGAAAACGGAAACGAGCCGAAUCGCCACAGCCGACGGAACCACAAAUAAGCGAGGAGUGGGUGGAAGAGGAUAAACUAGAAUUGUGGGAAAUUAAACUGAUGGGUGAGCGUCAUGAGAAGAGCAAACAGACAACCAUGACACGUUCUUUCGUCUUGCGACAAGCAGCCGAGCAAGCCGGUACAUCGCCAUCUUCCUCCUCUGCAUCCAGUGCUGGUGGUUCUAAUGGAUCCACCACCAAAGUGGUAAUAACCGCAAAGAGUAGUGAAGAAAUCAAAGAGAAAAUGGAACAGCAGUUGAAUUUACAACGUGCUGCACAUCUACAGAAGAAGAAUCCAGAAAAUACUAAAGUACAGGCGCAAGUGAAGGGUCAAAUAAUAGGCAGCCGUCGUGUUAUCGUAAAGAAUCCCGAUGGUACAACACGCAUAAUACAGCAGGCAAUUACAACGCCCACACAAAAGGUUAAUAGUAGCGGUCAAACCAUAACACAAAAUUCAACUGGCUCUAGUACUAGUGGGCAAUCGUCGCAAUCCACCACCAAUUCUGCACCACAACAGUCUAAAGUGCAAAUCAUACGCGGUCCCGAUGGCAAAGUCAGCGUACGAGGCUUAAAUCCCGGUCAACAGUUAAUACAAAUGCCUGACGGUAAACUGCACGUGCUGACGACAACAACAUCACCAGGCACUGGCACACAGGUUACCAAAAAGCUACCAGUGAAACAGGUGACACCUAAAAAUUCCCCAGGCGUAGUGAAGCAAAUCACUGUUAAGCCUGUGCAAAAGACUGUUCCUGUUCAAAGCGCUCAAAAGUCUGUUGUGACAUCUGUAAGUACCCAACCCAAGCCAGUUACACCCAAGGCCGUUGCGCAGGUCAUAAAUCAACAUGUCACUGUGAAUCCGGCAACAACGGUGCAAAAGGUUGUUACCCAAACAAUACCAAGUGCAAGCCAAGGCACCACAAACGCCACAAAAAUCACUACAAAUUCUCAAGGUAUUCCACAAUUUAUUGUUCAGCCUGGUCAGAAGUUAUUGAUGGGACAAAAUCAACAAGGCCAAAAGGUAUUAAUAACCACCGGCGGUCAACAGUUAACCCAACAGCCUGUUGUGUCCAAUUUGCAAAGCAUACAGCAGGCUCAACCACAGCAGCAACAACAACAACAGAUUAUUGUUAACCAAUCGCCCACAUCAGCAAACCCGACCAAUAACACCUCGCCACAAGCUACACAAAAGGUGAUACAACAAAUAGUGAAUACCAGCAAUGUGCAACAACAAAUUGUGAUUGGUGGUCAGCGCAUUAUAUUGAGUCCUGGCCAAACUAUAGUCACUCAAAGGUCAGUGCCACAAAAUCAAGCUGUACAAGUUGUACAGCAGCAGCCACAGCAACAGAUUGUGCAAUCAGCUGCAACACAAUCCACACAUCAUCAACAAGUUAUAGUGCAAACCACCAAUCCACAGGCUGGUCUGACGCAAGUGCAACAGCCGCAGCAGCAGCAACAAACGCGAGUUGUUAAACAAAUUGUGGUGCAGCAGCAACCACAACAACAACAAACACAGCAGCAGCAACAUACAAUACAAACAACAAAUAAUCAUAUAGUCGAGUCGAGCACACCGACCCAACAAGUUGUAAAGAUCCAACAGCAACCACAGCAGCAACAAACAACAACUACGGCAGCACCGCAAACCACAAAUCAACAACUCGUCGUACAAAAUUCCACCUUAGCACAACAAUUGGCACAAGGCAAAUUACAGGUGGCCACCAUAAAUGGUCAACAAGUCAUCAUACGACCGUUGGGUAAUAAUCAAGCGCAAAUUGUCGCACAUAUUAAGACGCAAAGCGAUGGUAAUGCACACAUCAUAACGAAUAGUACUUUGGAGACGCCACAACCGUCGCCCGAAAAAUCAGUUCCAGCUGUUGUGCAUCAACAGGUGCAACCGAAAACACAACCACAACAGCAAAUAAUACAGCGAACUACGGUCACACAGCAAGCGCAACAGCAACAGCAACAAACAGCCUUUAUGAGCCAAGAAAGUGUGCAACAGCAACAGUCGCAACAACAGACCACGGCUACACCAACCAAGACCAUGACAAUUGAGGAGAGUCUGCUGCAAGGUCAACCGCCGGGCACAGUGAUCAAGUGUGUCACCGCGCAGGUCAUACAAACCGAGCAAGGACCACGCAUUGUGCUGCAGGGCUUGGUUGGCAAUGAUUUCACACAACAACAGUUGGCGCUUGUACAACAACAAGUGAAGCAACAGCUCUUGAAAGCGCAAGAAUCCAGUGGAAAACAGGGCGUCUUAGGACCAACGAAAAUUUACUUAGCAGUCCAACCACCUAACGCGGUUCUGAAUUCACAACCGCCACCACUAACACCAGUACAUCAAUCUACACAUCAACAAGCAUCCUUCCUAGCUAAGGCAACGGUGACUGAACAAAGUAGCAGUAACGUUGAACUUAUUGCCAAUAAAAUCGAUGCAACAAAAAACCAAGAUAAACCAGAUUCAACCAUACUACAAGACAAUCAAAUUCAACAUACAUCACAAGGGAAUAACACAAUAAAUAUUAGUUCAAGUGCAGGCACUGGAUCCCAAGAUUUGAUUGUAACUUCACCAGGAUUUUUACAAAUCUCCAACAAUAAAAAUAUACUCACUAAAGGCAACUCUAAUACAAAUAUUGCACAAGACGAGCAACGACAACAGCAACAGCAAGAUAAAUCAACAAUUGUCAGCACACCGGUCAGUAGUGUUUCGAGUAGAAAGCGACACCUUUACAAAACUAAAAAUGAAAACGGUGAUUGGAAUCAGCACCAACAGCAGCAGCGUACACCGAAAAAGUCAAAUACAAACACAAUAAACGAUCAGAACGUCAUCACAGCAUAUUCAACAAACAAUACGCUCAAGGAUAGCAGCGCUAAGCGUAACGAAUUAUUGCUGCUCGAUGAUAAUGAACAACUAAAUCAAGCAUUAAAUCACACGCUGGAGCGUCAUAAAGACCUUUUGAAGAAGAGCAUAUUGAAAAAGCGUUCGCUCUUGGAGCGUAAUUUGCAACACGAAAUCAAGGAAGAAAUGAAUAGUGAGCUACUAAGUUCCUCAGAAAAAGUUGAAACAAAUAAGAAAUUCUGUAACACGCCGAGUGGUGGCGCUACUGCUGGCGGCUUAACGACAAAUGAAAUAAAAAAACCAACGAGACAAUUGAAGAAUCAUCCCAACACUCCCCAAUCACCAGCUCUGACACCGUCCAAAAGUCUGCACGGACGUUCACAAAAGAAAGUCAACAAAAAGAAAGAAAAAUUGUAUUGCAUUUGCCGUACACCAUACGACGAUACAAAGUUUUACGUUGGCUGUGAUUUGUGCAGUAACUGGUUCCACGGUGAUUGCGUAAACAUUACAGAAGAAGCAUCGAAAAAACUCUCCGAAUUCAUUUGUGAGGACUGCAAACGUGCACGCGAAACCCAAGAACUAUAUUGUUCGUGCCGCCAACCAUACGAUGAAUCGCAAUUCUAUAUAUGUUGUGAUAAAUGCCAAGAUUGGUUCCAUGGCCGUUGUGUGGGCAUUGUGCAAAGCGAGGCCGAAUUUAUCGAUGAAUAUAUAUGUCCACAGUGUCAGCGCAACAAUUCUGUUAAUUUGGCGAAUAUGAAGAAUUUAGCCGAAAAUGAGACAAUCGAAUUGAAGAAGCUCAUCAAGCAAAUUCAGGCACACAAGAGUGCAUGGCCUUUUAUGGAGCCGGUUGAUCCAGAAGAAGCACCAGACUACUACAAAGUCAUAAAAGAACCCAUGGAUUUACAGAAAAUUGAAAAUAAACUAAAUACAAAUGUGUACACAAAAUUAUCGGAAUUUAUUGGUGAUAUGACAAAGAUAUUCGACAACUGCCGCUAUUACAAUCCGAAAGAUUCGUCAUUUUACAAAUGCGCCGAAACAUUGGAAGCAUUUUUUGUGCAAAAAAUUAAAAAUUUCCGGGAAACUGUGGUUAGUCAAAACUAAAUCAUAUAUUUAAAAUAAAAUACAUAUACAAAAACAAACAAACAGAGAAUAAAAAAUACGCUGUAAUAAUCGCCGCAUCAAGCGUUAAUGUGCCGGAGCAUAUAUUGUAAAUAGUUAUAAUUGUUGCAUAAUUUAUGUAAGUAAGUACAUAUGUAUUAUGCACAUUUUCAUUAGAAGAGCACAGUUAGUUUUAACGCAUAGACUUAAGAAGUGUUUUCAUUUAAUAACAUUUAACAACAACAACAAAGGAACUUAUAAAGUAAAACUAACAUUGUGUAAAGAUCAUAUGAAAUGAUUUACUCUUGUACAUAAAUAAUUGGUCAAUGCAUUUAGCUGCGAUAGUAUUAAGAGCAAAAUACACAUACAUUGUAUUGUAUGCUUUUUUCUUUUUUAAUUUGAAAACGUAUUAAUAAAUACUAAAAAAACACAUAUUUAGCGAUUUCAUUCAAUUGAGAAUUAUUCUUGUAUUUUAGGCUGCGAAAUUGUAGUAUAAAUAUAAUAUAAUUAAUAAGGAAAGAUUUAAGUUAAGUGGUGUAUGUAAAUGCAGCUAUAAAAUUGCUCGAGCGUUCUCAUUGAAUUACUUUGCAAACUA
Bactrocera oleae (olive fruit fly) is the source of this 9319-nucleotide messenger RNA. It is a transcript of the gene E(bx), whose product is annotated as nucleosome-remodeling factor subunit NURF301 E(bx). Lineage: Eukaryota; Metazoa; Arthropoda; Insecta; Diptera; Tephritidae. Gene Ontology annotation, cellular component: NURF complex. Gene Ontology annotation, biological process: regulation of transcription by RNA polymerase II. Gene Ontology annotation, molecular function: RNA polymerase II cis-regulatory region sequence-specific DNA binding. The record is from RefSeq and is a predicted model, not a curated record.